This is a messenger RNA of Oxyura jamaicensis (ruddy duck), 1258 nucleotides long. It is a transcript of the gene RAB25, whose product is annotated as RAB25, member RAS oncogene family. NCBI's taxonomy places the organism in Eukaryota, Metazoa, Chordata, Aves, Anseriformes, Anatidae. Gene Ontology annotation, molecular function: GTPase activity; GTP binding. The coding region runs from base 535 to 1176 and encodes 213 amino acids. The record is from RefSeq and is a predicted model, not a curated record. Gene Ontology annotation, cellular component: recycling endosome. Gene Ontology annotation, biological process: exocytosis. The transcript has 5 exons.
GAAGCUGCCAAGAGCCCCUCUGCGUUCCUGCGGGGAGGGUCUGGGGGGGCUCCUUUCCCCCCCCCCCCCCCCCCCCCCCCCGCUGCUCCCGGCUUUCACAUGAUGGCAGCAGAGGCGAGGAAACGCGCCGGUGUCCGGCCAGAUCCCGGCUGAGCCCGGGGCCCUGCUCCUGGCCCCGCUGCCCCAGCCUGCCCCGCGCUGCUCUGGCCCCGGGAUCGGGCCCAGCUCCUCCUCCGGCCGCCCCGUGACGGUCCCAGGGGUGACUUUACCUGCCCAACCUGCGCUGCCGCCACCCGUCCCACCCCUUGAGUCAACCCGGGCCGCGCUGCUCCGCCAACGCGACGUCCCGCGUCGCCUCUGCUUCCCGGCCCCCGCUCCCGAGACCCCGCUCGCUCCCCGCCGCCCGAGGAGACUUUGCCCUCCGCAUCCCCUCCCUCGGGAGGCCUCCACGAGCCCGCCCCGCUCGAGGCUUUGCGGAGGGAAGGAGGAAACCUCGAGCAGAGAGGGAAGGAGGAAAACCGGCAGCAGGGCGACAUGAGCAACGCCGAGGAGGAUUACAACUUCGUCUUCAAGGUGGUCCUGAUCGGGGAGUCCGGGGUGGGCAAAACCAACCUGCUGUCCCGCUUCACCCGCAACGAGUUCAACCACGACAGCCGCACCACCAUCGGCGUGGAGUUCUCCACCCGCACCAUCGUGGUGGGCGACGCCAUGGUGAAGGCACAGAUCUGGGACACGGCCGGGCUGGAGCGGUACCGCGCCAUCACCUCCGCGUAUUAUCGGGGCGCCGUGGGUGCCCUGGUCGUCUUCGACAUCACCAAGCACCAGACGUACGACGUGGUGGACCGCUGGCUGAAGGAGCUGUACGACCACGCCGAGCCCAGCAUCGUGGUGAUGCUGGUGGGGAACAAAACCGACCUGGCGCAGGCUCGGGAGGUGCCCACGGAGGAGGCGAAAAUGUUUGCAGAGAACAACGGGCUGCUGUUCGUCGAGACCUCGGCGCUGGACUCCACCAACGUCGAGCAGGCUUUCGAGACCAUCCUGAAGGAGAUCUUCCACAAGGUGCAGACGCAGAAGCAGAGGAGCAGCCAAGGCAGCACGGUGUCGCUCGGCAGCGAGAGCCCGGAGAGCUCGGCCCCGGCGCAGGCGGAGAAGCGCCCGUGCUGCGUGGCCAUCUGAGCCCGCCGGGCAGCUCGGGGGGCCCGGGACGUGCCAAGGGCACGGAGCUGGGGCUGCCACCGUGCCGGCCCCUUUGGGCCAC